AUGAUAACAGAUGUGGAGUUACAACCUACAACAAUUAGUAGUAAUAACAAGGAUGUAUUAAAUUCAAGUGUUGACAACAACAAGACAUCACCGACACAUGUGGACGAGAAGGACACUACAGAGGAGGACUCUGGCACAACCACACCAGAUGAUCUCGAUGCAUUGUCAAUGAAGAAGUCACUUAAUAACAUUGAGGUGUCAAUGUUUAGUCCUUCUUCUUCUUCGUCUGGCAAGUCAACAUUGGGCGAGGUGCGCGUGUUACUGCCUCCAUCACCUGGUUCGAUGGCUGGUGCUGACAUGAUCCCAAUCCCACCCAACUCUACUGCUGCGACGCCAUUCGUCACGACCUCGACCUCGACCACAACAACCUCUACCACAUUGAUCACCACAACAACGACCACGACCACAACAACAACAUUACCCAAUCCACUCAAGGCUACAAUCAACGAUGACAGCUUAACAGACACAAUGUCCAAGAACAAGCUCAAUCAGAGUCAGAGGAUCAAGUUGAAGAAGGGUUCAGAGAAACGUCUCUCACAUCGACCAAAGAGCAUUCGCUUUGAACACAAGAAGAAUGUAUUGGGCGAGAUUAUAUACAAGGGACAUCCAUCGUGGGCACUGAUGCUGAACAUCCAGACUGGUAUUAGGAAUGCUGUGGGCAAGAGCAUGAGAAGUGGCGCCGGAUCGAUGCCCCAACAGUUCCACACAUUGCGCACACCAAAGGACUUUAGGAACAUGUCCGAGUUCUACCAGUCGCCCAAGGAGCUGCGCUUCGACUCGGCCGGCUCGCAUCUGACCGAGGCGCACUCUACCGGCGCCUUCAAGUUCAAGGACUACUGUCCAAACGCAUUCCGCUAUCUGCGCUACCAGUUUGGCAUUGAUCAGGCUGACUUCCUCGUGUCACUGUGCAACACGCUCAAGAAUGGUGAGAAUGCCUUGCGAGAGUUGCCCACGCCUGGCAAGAGUGGCUCACUCUUCUUCUUCUCGCACGACAUGAAAUACAUCCUCAAGACCAUUCCCAAGGAUGAGGCCAAACUCUUGCGUGAACUACUGCCCGCCUACACUGAUCAUCUCACCAGCAAUCCAAACACAUUGUUGCCAAAGUUCUUUGGACUGUUCAGAGUGAAGCCACAUGGUGGACGUCAAGUGCGCUUCGUGGUGAUGGGCAACAACUUCCCAACGCGAAAGAAGAUCCAUGAGAGAUAUGACUUGAAGGGUUCGAUCGUUGGCAGGGAGGCGUCAGAGAAUGAGAAGAAGUCCGAUUCCGUCACAUUCAAGGACAUUGACUUUAGGAACAGGAACAAGAAGAUAUGCAUCGGUCCUCAAAAGUCUGCCAUCUUCCUGGAUCAGAUCAAGAAGGAUUGUGAGCUGUUACAAUCACUGAAUAUUAUGGACUACUCAUUGCUGAUUGGUAUCCAUUUUGCGAGCAGAGACCCACCAUCUCCAUCCCUGAUGCGCCACACAUUGGACGACAGCCAAGAUGACUCGCCAGUGCUGAGCAGAUCAAUGAAGAGUUUCGAAGAGCCAAAUGAAGUAUAUACAUCUGCAUUCCAACAGGAUGAGGGAGGAAUUAAGGGAGUGGAUGAGGAUGGCCAGGCCAAUGAUGAGCAUUACUUUAUGGGUAUAAUCGAUAUAUUAAUGUUGUACAGUUUGAGGAAGAAGUUGGAGCACACCUACAAGACAUUGAAGUUUGGAUCAGGGUCCAAGCAUGAGAUAUCCUCUGUUUCGCCAGCAGAGUAUUCCAAACGUUUCCAAGACUUCCUUUCAACAAUAAUUGUAUAA
Molecule: messenger RNA, 1782 nt
Organism: Acytostelium subglobosum LB1
Lineage: Eukaryota; Evosea; Eumycetozoa; Acytosteliales; Acytosteliaceae
Exons: 5
Coding region: 1-1782 (593 amino acids)
Biological process (GO): phosphatidylinositol metabolic process
Molecular function (GO): phosphatidylinositol kinase activity
Source: RefSeq, a predicted model, not a curated record